UGUCUUAGUACAAAAUCAACUCUUGCAUUGAAAACAAGUAACGAAGCUAACAAAAUAUAAUAUUGUAGGAAGUUAUAAAAUUUUAUUGAGGUCCAAAGUGAACGGACUGCGCAGAUGAUUCUUGUUUAUUUUGAUACUAUUAUGUUGGUAGAACUGAUCGCGCGAUUUGACGUCACUGCGCUCGGCUGUCAUUGAUCUAAAAAUAAUAUUAGUGUUUUAAUAUAUUUGCCAAUGGAUUAUGCGAAUCUUCGCUGUUUGGUGAUAUGUGUUAUUAAAUUUGGACUCUUUUAGUGUUAUUCGUGGUUCGAGACUUUUCUUAAAACAGUUUCCGUGUCAAACAAGUUCACUACGUGAUUUGAGUUUCAUAUCUAACAACUUUAACGUGAUUUAAAAACCAAUUAAAUAGAAUUACAAAUUAAUUAUUCUUUAAGUAAAAAUGUCGUCUUUAGGCGGUCAGUGGAGAGUUAUUCGACACUAUCUUUCUAUAAGUAACUUGAACGCUGAAGUAGAAAAACUGGUACAAAGAAUCAAGCCAGCUACACCCGAACAAUGGGAAAACUUAAUAAAGAAAUUUGAACGAGCAGUUACAUCAAAGUUGAACCAAGACGUAAAAAACGAGCCUAAGCUUUUGGAACACAAAGUUAAUACAACAACAGUCCAAGAGACAGAUACGAAGCUACCAGUCAAGGAAAAGGUUGAUAAGGAUGAGAAGACUAAUCAAGAUGGCUUUACGAUAGGCUCUGAUACAAAGGAUAUCACCUUCAAAGGUAUCUGGGAAGGCCUUAAGUUGAGAAAGGAUUUGCAUUUCGGUAACAUAUCGGAAUCUAACUGGAAAACCAACAAACCGAUCGUCUCCAAGACAUCAAUACAUUCACGAACAGCUUAUGUCAUAUCGGCCAUAGUAAUGGCCGAGACGCCCGAGUGUUUGCUUAAGAGGAGCGAGCAUUUCAUAGAACACUUACAACAGUAUCCUGAAGCACGAGAUUAUGCCAUUAAGGAAGGCGCUGUCAGAGCAUUUCUUAGAGUACAGCACAAGUUGAAGAAAAAUAUUGAUGUGCCGAUAAACAAGGAGGUCAACGGGAUUGUAAACGAGGCCCUCGCCCUCCUAGGUCACACAGGCCCUGUAAAGAGCCGCGGUCCCAAUAUUCUGUCAAUAGAUGGCGGUGGCAUCAGAGGUAUUAUCGCCAUAGAAAUAUUGAGACACCUAGAAAGACUGACCGGCAAGAGAGUGCAGGAUCUGUUCGACUACAUCAUCGGUGUUAGCACGGGCGCUAUAAUUGCUGCAGUCAUUGCGAGCGGCAUUGGCAAUCUAGACACGGCCAAUCACAUGUACCACACGUUGUCCAAGCAAAUGUUUGGCAACACUUCACUCAUCGGAGGUACGUCAAGAUUAGUUUGGACCCAUUCAUAUUACGACACAGACGCCUGGGAAAAAUUGCUGCAAGACAAUCUAAGGGAUUGUACGCUGACUGAAUGCAACAGACACGACACUCCGAAGAUGGCGUUGGUGUCGUGUGUAGUAAACUCCGGCUCCCGCCUGGCGCCGUACCUGUUCCGUACAUACGAAUGCGGUUUCCGUGUCCGUUCCGUGUUCGCUGGUAGUUCUAAAGCACAGCUUUGGCACGCCGUCAGAGCGUCAGCGGCCGCGCCGACCUACUUCACGGAAUUCAGACUGCAAGGACUAUUGCAUCAGGACGGCGGCAUCAUGGUGAAUAAUCCAACCGGCGUUGGUCUUCAUGAAGCGAAGCUGUUGUUUGGUGCUGACACCAUCAAAAACGGCACAGUCAUAUCCGUGGGUACUGGACAGGCGUUGAACAAACACCUGGACUACCAGCUGUUGAGUAAAGGCCUGGGAAAAGAAACUUCUGGAACCAGCUGGAAGGACAAAUUCAACAAGAUAUUAGAUUCAGCUACAGACACAGAAGGGGUGCAUUUGGUGAUGAACGAUCUGCUGCCGCCUGGUAAUUACUACCGCUUCAAUCCACCCUUGAUGGAGGAGUGCGCCAUGGACGAGAUAAAUCCUGAGAAAUUACAAAACAUGAUCACAGAUACCAUGGCCUACAUACGGCGGAACCAGCAGAAGUUCGAACAAGCGGCGGCCAUGUUGGUCAGGAAGCGGACGACGUCACAGAGAAUCAUGGAUUAUCUGACAUAUCAGAGCCAAUUGAUGGGCAUAUCGCAUGCCAAUUGACGGUCGAGACAUCAGGAUGAUGAAUCCUGAGAUAUAUCCCGAGGAUAAAUCCCGAGAUACAUCCGGGUGGUGCAUCCUGAUUGUUAACAAAGUGGAUAAAUGUACUUACCACGUGUAUGACCUCAAACUACAUAAAGACGGUUUACAGUUAAUUGUAUACGGACAGAGGUUAUUUGUGAAGAUCGAUCAAUGAAAAACUGUGAACUGUCUGUAUUUAGUUUAAUGAACAUGUGGUUAACUACAAGUGCAGUGAAUAUUAAUUUAAAUGACAAUUGUUUGUUUAACACAUUUAUGAGUACUGUGUUUUGUGAUUGAUUACUUUUGGAGAGUCGAGUAUCUUCGGUGUUGAAGCGAGCCAGUGAUGGAAAGUUCACCAAAUAUAUCCCGAGGAUAAAUCCCGAGAUAUAUGUGAUAGAGAUCCCGAGAUACAUGUCUACUAAAAAUACAUAAAUAUGCUAAUUAGGAUUUAUUAAACUUUAUCAGCUUAAAGUUAUGCAUCUAUGAAGCUAAUGUGGCAGCGAUCCUGUAUAUGAAGACAGUGUAGCUUAAACAGAGAUUACUAUUUAGAGGAUCAAAUAAAAAAAAAAAUCUUAAUAAAAUUUUAGAUAUUAUCUGCAUUAAUAUUUGUAAGAAAUAUUCGAAUGUUAGAAACUAUCGAGUGCGUUAGUGAAAAUAUAUUUUUACUCUGUGCUAAUCGCUGUUGCGCUGUUUCUGAAAUUUAAUUGAGCCUAAAUGUGAUAAAUAUAUUAUAGGAUGAUAUUAGAAAUUGUUUCGAAUAGAAUAUAUGCUACGUAGUGUUUAAGUAUAAGCUAUGAAAUAGCUUUUAAAUUUUUACAGAUUAUAUAUAUGUAUAUAUAUAAAAUCUCUUUUGUAUUGUAAUCACAAUUUUAUUCACUUAGCAGCAAAUAGUUGUUUUGUUAUGGAUAGUUUAUUAUGGCAUUUUCUAAGACUUAAGACAACUGUACUAAUAUUGUUGUGUUACUAUUAGUACAAUGAUAUCUAGUCAUUGUUUUUUU
This is a messenger RNA of Danaus plexippus (monarch butterfly), 3207 nucleotides long. RefSeq names its product calcium-independent phospholipase A2-gamma-like. The coding region runs from base 437 to 2191 and encodes 584 amino acids. Gene Ontology annotation, cellular component: membrane. The record is from RefSeq and is a predicted model, not a curated record. Gene Ontology annotation, biological process: arachidonate metabolic process. The transcript is spliced from 10 exons. NCBI's taxonomy places the organism in Eukaryota, Metazoa, Arthropoda, Insecta, Lepidoptera, Nymphalidae.